GUGAGCUGACUGUAGUUGCUGCUUGCCUCCGUCCUCCCUUCUCAUUCCACGCGUGGAGCUCGCCCACGUCCGCUUGGCCACGAUGAUCCCAGUGGAGCUGUGAUUUCUACUUCUUCCUUCUCAUCCCACUUGACAGCUGACGAGCCAGCAGAAUGGAGAACAAGGCCAUGUACCUCAGCACCUACGAGGAGCGGGAGAGCGCGUCCAUGUAUGAGGACGCCUACGACGGACACAACCUGUCCAAACUCAACCUGUGCGAUGAAGGUUCCGGGAGGCGGCGCAGGAAAGCGGAGCAGUGUUGUGGUCCGCUCAACUCCCUCUCCACCGUCAAGUACGCCAUCGUGACGCUCUACGUGCUCCUUCUUCUCACCAUCUUGGGACUCGGCCUGGCAGUGUCUCGCUCCCAGACAACGUCACAGCGGCAGCAUCUGCUGAUGGAGAACGCUCAGGGUGACAUCCUGGAAAACAUCUGGAAGCUGGAGAACCUCUUCCAGAACCACAGCGACUGGCUGCAGAGGCUGGAGCUUCUCGUCAAGAGCCUGGAGGUGGACAUGAGGAGCAUGCAGGCUCACUCCCUCCAUUCCGAGGGCUACCUGGUGCAGCUGGACGACCGGCUGGCCUCGUUCAGCAACUCCGCCGGCAGGAACCUGACGGGCCUGAGCGACGAGGUGGCCCGAACCUCCUCGUGGCUGCACGACCAGCACUUGCUGCUCAGGGAGACCUCUGGUCAGGUGAACGGGCUGAGAGAGAAGCUGGACGAGGUCAACUGGACGGUGGGAGCCGUCAAUCACACCUUCAGCAACGACAUCAACGUUCACCACGUGAAGAUACAAGACUUGCAGAUCCAGAUCAGCAACAUUACGGAAGACACGUCCAGUUUGUGGGUGACGCACGUGCACACUGAGGCGCAGCUGAGGAACGAGAUGGAGAUCCUUAACACCAUCACCGAGGACCUCCGCCUGAAGGACUGGGAGCACACCAUGGCCCUGAAGAACGUCACUUUUAUAGAAGGGCCUCCGGGGCCAAAAGGAGAGAAGGGAGACACGGGACCACUGGGCCCCCCCGGGGCUCCUGGAUUGACGGGUUUGAGAGGCUUUAGUGGAGAAAAAGGCCUGCAGGGUCCUCGUGGUAUGAAAGGCUCCGUUGGUGUUGAUGGUGGUCAAGGAGGCAAAGGAGACAUUGGACCUGCUGGACCAAAAGGGGAGAGAGGAGAACGAGGCAUGAAAGGAGAGAAGGGAGACCAAGGAGCCAAAACCGUGGAGGACACUCUGGUGCGCCUGGUCAACGGCUCGGGUCCUCACGAGGGUCGCGUGGAGGUCUUCCACGAGCGCCGCUGGGGGACGGUGUGCGAUGACGUAUGGGACAAAAACGACGGAGACGUGGUCUGCAGGAUGCUGGGAUACCGAGCGGCGGCCGAGGUCCAUAAGACGGGACGCUUUGGACAAGGCACGGGUUUCAUCUGGAUGGACGACGUGGCGUGUACGGGCUCGGAAGACGCCAUCCACCAGUGCAAGUUCUCUGGGUGGGGCAAGACCAACUGCGGGCACGUGGAGGACGCCGGAGUGACGUGCGCCACCUAAGAAAAACGCACCCACCAUCAUCACACUCGGCGUGAGGAACAUGUUGACGCUGGUUGGACGUCCUCGUCCUGCUCCGACACAAAGGUUUUCAUUCACGCCGUGGAAGUGCGAUGCAUAAAGAGACGCUUCGUCAGACUCCAAUGCAACGCUUGUAUGAAUUCUGUGGAGGAAGGGGCGGGGUGUUAAAGGUCAGCUUUCAAAGGAAUGGCUCACAUUUAAUGUUUGGGGGGGCACGUCACGUCCAUGUGAAGCAGACAGCUGAGGCCUUAUUGUUAUUAUUAUUGUGGUUAUUCUGAUUAUUAUGCUGAUUACUACCGUGACACCAGCACUUAGCCAUAGCCGCACAUGUCAGACUGAUUGCCUCUAAUUGAGUCUCCUAGCAGCCCACUUUUAUCGGAAAGAAAAAUGGCAGUUUUGGACGACAAAAGCAGCGUCAAGCGUGGCCAAAGCAAACACGCGGGCGGCCUCCCUCGCAGCGCUUCUCCUCUCGUAUCUGCGGACACAAACAGGAUAUCCUCCGCUCUUCUCUGCGUGUUUUCUCAGGAAGGUUAGCCAAGUCGAUCGUGACAACUUGGACGGACGGCCAUGGGAGGAAUGUUUUUGCUCGCGGAACGGCGUGUUCGCGUGCUGAAGAGGCGUCGCGGGCUCAGCCAAAGGACGCUUCCACGGCGUCGCCUCCUGCUAACCUCCUGAGGCUUUGGGCCUCAAAUAACUCAAACACUUUCAAGCGCUCUUGAUGCCUUUCAACAUGAGAACAUAUGACAACCUUUAACAUGUGUCAUGUCAUACAUGUGCUUUUUAUUACGUUGUUCAACAUGUACCGGAAAGGGCAAAUAUUUUGCCACGUGUUGAUUCUGUACGACUAAACCCUGCAUACGCACUGCUGAAAUAAUAAAGUAGACUUUGUUUAAACAGGUGAACACGCACCGUCAUGCAGUUCCAUGUAUGAUGACCACUUCCACAUGACCAACCUGUGCAAAUGUUUUACUUCAUGAAAACCUCAAAGCAAUACAUUUUGUGGAUUCAGUCAACAAUAAGCGUCACAUGUAAACCAGAAUGUUUUGAUCGCCUUUGUUUCCUUUUCUUGGCAACUCCAUGACACUUUGCAGAAGGGGGGCACACGUGUCCGAAAAGGUGCAGAAUUUAUAGAAUCUACUCGCAUUGGGGCCCAAGUUGUGCAGGAGUUGUGCAAUCCAGCAUGUGGUGCUACAGGACAGGGGGUAAAACAGUGUGGACGUACAGUGGUGCCUUGGUUAACGUCAGGAAUCCGUUCCAGAAGGGCACACUCAAACCAAAACGGACUCUAACCAAAGCAAGAUUUCCCAUAGAAAAUAAUGUAAAUCCAAUUAAUUCGUUCCAGACACCCAAAAAUGUUAACACAAAUAUAUAGCUACAGUAUAGACAAUAAUUAUAGUUUUACAUGCAGAAUACUACAAAAGUGCAGACCUCCGCCAAGUGCAAUAGUUCAGCCAUAUUGUGAUCUACACCAUAAAUAUUAGUCCUACAUUUAUUUUAUCUACAUAUUUAGAUUUCUUGACCAUGAAAAUGUACCAUGGAAGGGUUUGAAUGACUUAAAGAAUGCUAAGAAUGCAAACAUGGUAAUGUUAGCAUGCUAACACCUAGCAUAAUAGCACUGUUUGUAUAUGUGCCUACCUGAAAAUGCUAAAAAUGUUAGUAUGAUCAUGUUAUCAUGCUAACGUCAGCAUGCUAACAUCUAGUAUGAUAGCGGUGUCUGCUUAAUCUCAUAUUCAUGAAAACUGCAAAAAAAAUGCUAAUAUGCGCCAGCAUGCUAACACCUAGCAUAACAGUGCCUAUGAAAAUGGCUAAAGAUGCUACUAUACUAAUGUUAGCAUGUUAACAAUGCUAACAUGCUAAUGUUAGCAUGCUAACACCUAGUAUGAUAGUGCUAAGUGUUUAUAUAAGUGUCUUCCUCAUUCCUCACAGACAACCACGAGGUGCAUUCAGGGACUCUUCAUUAUGCGUGUAUGUGUGGUGCAAAUAAACAAAAAGACAUAGAAAAACGGUAAGUGGAUAAUCUCAUCACUUACUUUGUAAAUCUUAACAGGGAAAAACAAUUUGCUGCCUUUAAGUAUGCUUGGAAAUCCCAGAAAAUAAACUCAAAACGUGAAUUCAAAUUAAGUUACGUGGUGUCUUUGAACGCAACCCUUCCUGGCUCAUAAUAACAAGGUCAAAGUGGGAUUCAAAUGUUGUGCUACUAAUAAAGAAAGUCAUGUUAGGCAAAUAGAUUAUCAGACAUGUGUGCUAUCUUUUAGCUUGAUUUAAAUGUUCAGUUCAUUUGGAGCUCUUAUUACAUACAAAUAUACAUAAUCCUGUCCUGUUUUUUUUUAAAUCUUUCUUCCAAUAAAAUGGGCAUAUUUCAGACAUAUUUGCAAAUGGUGAUUACCGCUAAUCCUGAUUUGCAAAAUGUGAUUUACCUGAUUCAACCUUUGAAUCAUUUGACAGGCCUAAUAAAAUACAAAAAAAACAAUUAACAUGAAUUAAAAAUGAAUAAAUAAAUUAAUUUGAGCGGGGGGUUUGUCAGGACCUUUUGGCUUGGCCUCCCAACCACUUAAAUGCAAAUGAAGUUUUGCUAAAUAACAAACGACUGAACAAACACGCUCUCCACAAGUUUUAUUUUUGUGAUUACUUUUAAACCACCUGAUCAUUAACUCAUUCAAUCCCAGCCAGUUUUCAGGCCAUUUUAGACAAUUUUGACUGAUCUUUCAAGGCACACAUAUAAACAUGGAAUGUACUCUUGGAGAUGAAAUUCUCCGCAGCCUAAUGAGGUCUCAAGGAACACUCUGUUAAAUAAAUUUCACCUCCCCUUGCGUGUUCGUUAAUCUCCAAUCAUGAGAAGGAAUAAGACUCACAUUCCAAUUAACAAGGAUUGCAGAAUGUAUUGAAAAUGUGUCAGACAGAAUAGGACAGCGAUCUUUCUGUAGCGCCGCGGCUAAUGUCUGUCCUCCAGCGGCCUCCUGACCAGAAGGAGAGAGUCAGCCCUGAUCGAUAGUCGCCUCUGCCUUUUGUAGUUGUCUUCCUCAGACCAUCGGCGCCACGGUAGCCCAAGACAUCUUAUCCCUCGCAUUAUUUGGUGAUAGGUGUGUGAUGACCACAUCUGAAAAUUCCAGCUCAGCUGACGUGGUAGGACUCUACAAAAUAGCACAUGCACUCCCAGCAUAGUACGUCCUAUCUUUGACCCACUUGCCCCACUCUGUGACCGUAUCUGACUGCUGAUUAUGUGAAUGCACUUAAUCUUUGUGUUUCUAUAACCACUUAAAUAAAUGCUCAUUCAUUCAGUUAACAAGUUAAUGAAACAUUCUUUCUAUCUACUCUAUCUACUUCUAGUAAAUGUUUAUCAUACUCACUCAGCUAAGAAUAAAACAAUAUUAUCCUACAUUACCAAAAGAAAGAUUAGACUCCCGUCUUUCAUCAGAAAAAAAAGACUGUUUCUACCUUUUUGCGUUCUUUAGUAAUCAGCAGUAGAACAUAGGUAAGUUUCAGGGAAAUAUCAGUUCCUGACUAAAAAAAAGGGAGAAAAACAGCUUUUCGUGAAAGGAUAAAUUUCAAGCAUAAAUUUCACUUAGAAUAACAAUUUAUUUACAAAUAUAACACCAUGAACUACUUACAAUUCUCACAUUUGGAAUUGAACUGUGUGUGUGCACGCGUGUGUGUGCGUGCGCAUGUGUUCAAAUUUCCCAACAAUGCGUAACCUGCACGCUACCCCCGUCCACGUUCUUCCGCUUCCUCCUUGCUGUCAUGUUUUGUCAUGCCGUUAUGUUUUUUUCAUUCAAAUCCACAUUCCCAGCUCUUAUCAGUUGCACUUCUGCCACCUUGUGGGCGUUUUUAUGGCUUAAACCUGCUCUAAAAGUGACAUGCAUUAGUGUGCAGUUGCAUCAUCAACUCUUUUUGCCGUACAAGACGCCUUUGGGAUCGGGCGUUUUCGGGAUUAUAAAAACGUAUAAAUACGUCUUUGGUAUUGAAAAGUUAAUGGUCGUCAAAUGCCUGCUGUUAAUGUGUACAAGAUAUGUACAAAGACUGAAUAUUAUUGUUUAUUAUUGUGCUUGUCCUCUACUCUAUCAUUUCUACUAUUUUGCCAACCAUAUUUAGCUACAACAGCGGGUCCAAAUAUUACAAAACUGCAUUCCCACAACACUGGCAGCAACAAGCCGAAUGUGCAGGUGUAGCCGAUGGUCCGCAGAGCCUUGCUUCAUGUUUUGCUUGCUCGUUUUGACUUCAAGUGGGUGUCAGGCUGUGAGCCAGGUGUCAUAAUAAAUCAUGAUAGUACACCCCGGGACUCUGUUUUCUUAGUGUGACAGGAUUAUAUUUUAUUUUUAUUUUUUUUAAAGAAACGUCUAAGUUUUUAGCAGGUGGAAAAAGGCAUCCCAAGAUGAUGUCAUCAGCAGAGUUGCGAGCAGGUGUGCUGCUCUUUUUAUUUAUUUUUUUUUUUAAAGGUGACAUGUAUGAUUGUUUUAACUGUAAUUCAUCCAGUUAAUUUCCCCUGUCUUCAUGUUGUAAACAUGCUCUCAUCCCCCCCCCGAAUGAAUGGGAAGACAUUCUUCCCAUUUACAUCCCAUUGUCACAUUCUUGCUCCUUGUAGGCCUACUUGGCCCGGACACGGCCAAAGGGGACUGAG
This is a messenger RNA of Dunckerocampus dactyliophorus (ringed pipefish), 6213 nucleotides long. RefSeq names its product scavenger receptor class A, member 5 (putative) (gene scara5). NCBI's taxonomy places the organism in Eukaryota, Metazoa, Chordata, Actinopteri, Syngnathiformes, Syngnathidae. Gene Ontology annotation, molecular function: scavenger receptor activity. Gene Ontology annotation, biological process: receptor-mediated endocytosis. The coding region runs from base 153 to 1580 and encodes 475 amino acids. Gene Ontology annotation, cellular component: membrane. The record is from RefSeq and is a predicted model, not a curated record. The transcript has 12 exons.